UAAUACUUACUCAGCUACCUUCCUUGUGAUCUUUUCAAACAAAUAAAAGUUAAUAAGCAUAUUUUUACUAAUAACAACAUUGAGAUUUCCAAGAACCCAGAAUACGAACACCUAUGCGUUUCAUAACAAGGCAACGCUCAGCAGUCACUGUGAUGAGUUUAAGUAACGUCCACAAGCAUUUGAAUUUCAUCUAUAAGCCAGCAACAAAUUCAAUACAAAACGAAACACCCUAGUGAUGAGAGAGAAGGAUCACUCACCAAGAAAAAUGCUACCCAGCCCUAAGCAAGGGUCCGUUUAUCCAUUAUUAGGCCUUGUGCCCACCACUACAUACGCAUCACAAGUACCUUAUGACCUAUCGGUGACGGCGACGCGCACCUCAACGGCUGCUUUGGGUACGUCGCCACUCUCGCUCACCAUAUCUGCCUUAAGUCAAAGCCACAAUGAAGCAAAAAAUCGUAAGCGUUGCAGCAGUUACGAUCAGCCGCUCGACCUGCGACUGGCGCAUAAAAAGCAUGACGGCUCCAAUGCCAGCGGCGCUUCCUCACCGCUGGAGGAUGAGAAUAGCAAUCUCAUAUACAAUAUCACGAACUACAACAACUCCAACUGUCACACCAAACCCACAAACGCUGCGUCGCCCAGCAAUCAUAAUGCGCCGUAUGCGAAAACGCCGUCGCAAACUGCGCAAAUAUUGAACUGUCGUUCACAACGCGAAGUCUCACCGACGGAUGUCGGUUGUGAGAAGGAGCUCAAUAACAACACGCUGCCAUCGCUAUGUGCUGACGCAAUUGCCGCUAAUCUGGAAAGUCUGAGCGGCAAGCAUAGCAAACGCUUACGCACGCAAAAGUCCGAAUUGGGUGUGGCAUGCUUGCGCAUCACAGAGUCAUUGCAUUUGAAUGCCGCCGCGGCAGCAGCGGCUGCCGAUCGACUACCAUUCGUCUCGUCCGCUUUGCAUCCCACACUGCUAGAGGCGAUGGCGAAGGCCAUACCACUGCCCUACCGUAACCCGUUCGUGCUACCGCGUCCACCUACAGCCAGUUCCUUUCCUUUUCUGCAACCGCCGCUGCAAAAGGAAAUGCUGCCCGGUUCGAUGCAGCUGCCGCAGUCACCCUCCAAUGAGACGCCUCUCGAAUUCCAUUUCGACGGCAGCGGCGGCCGAAGCAAUUUUUCCGAUGCGCUAACUCAUCCGCAAGUCAGCGGCAGCAUGAGCGCCAGUCCAAAUAAGACGGCACUUAAUGCGGGUAAUGGCAUCAGCGGUUGCACGGCUGGUGGUGCCUCGAAACAUUUGCAACAGCAAAUCAGCCAGAAUCAGCAGCAAUUAAACCACCAUGCGCGUCAGCAGCAACUUGCGAACACCGCUGGUAAUCGCUCAACACUAACUGCGGACGGCGUGCCUAUGCACCACAACAGCAAGAAAUCAGUGGCCACGUCACGUGCCAAUCUGCAUCCGAAUGCAGCCGGUAACUCGGCAACAGCGCAGUAUAAAAGCAAAGAUCGAUACACAUGCAAGUUUUGUGGCAAAGUCUUUCCGCGUUCGGCCAAUCUAACUCGCCACCUACGCACACACACCGGCGAACAGCCGUACAAAUGCAAAUACUGUGAACGUUCCUUUAGCAUAUCCUCGAACUUGCAACGUCAUGUGCGUAACAUACACAACAAAGAGCGUCCGUUCAAAUGCGAAAUAUGUGAACGUUGCUUUGGCCAGCAAACAAAUUUAGAUCGUCAUUUGAAGAAGCACGAAAGCGAUGCGGUCUCGCUAGGUUUGGGCAUGAACGAACGCAUACGCAGUCUACGUCGUGGUGGCUACUGCGACAAUCCUACUGAAGAAUCCUACUUCGAAGAGAUACGUUCCUUUAUGGGCAAGGUGACACAGUUACCACUCGGCGCUGCUGCUGCAGCGGCCGGCUCCACAAUAAAUCAAUCCACCACGGCUGGUAAUCAGGCGUUAGCACCGAAAUCACCAUCGACACGCAGUUCCACCUCCAGCAGUUCUGAACGCGAUUCAUCCACCAGUGGUGGCGGUUUGCAAAUAGUGCAAAACGAUAUGUUUUUAGAACCAGAAGCGGAAGCGGAAGUGGAGGCCGACACCGAAAUCGAAACGGAAGCCGGAGAGGAGUAUGUGGGUAGAGCAACUACAAAUGACAUGCAAGUGACAACCGAGCCAGUAAAUGUGUGUAAAGAUGAUGACGAAACGACAAUAACUACAAAGUCAAUAACUGCUGCAACAACAGCAGCAGCUGCGACAAAAAGAGAUGUCAACCGUACUGCGCGACAGUCAGGCGACAAAAGUUUGUACUUUUCGCAAACGGAAGUGUGUUUCAAACGUGACAGCAGCAGUAAUAGUGGCAGCCCACUAUGCGCCACCUGACCUGGCUGCCGGCCACAAUUCUGACGCCCACAAUGCCUGCGCCUUUAGUUUAUAAUGUGGAUUUUAUUGUAUCUAAUUAAAAGUAAUAAUAUAUAUUCGUGAAUUACGAAGUACGCGUAGCGGCAUAUUUCUAUGUACAGUUAGAGUUAGAUAAAAAUAUUCUCGAGUUGUAUGCUAUGAGUGCUAUGAGUUGUAAGCAUAGGAAUGCUUUGCUCUGAGAUUUAUUUGAUUGGCCAGUAUCGACAGUAAAAGUAAACACGAGGGUCAAAGAGAACAAUAACUGUAAUAUGUACUCAAAAGUUUUUCCCAACAGAAGUUUCUCUGUUUUCAAAUGUAACUUCUAGCCAUUUUUAUGGAACUCUAGAUACCAGUGAUGUCAUUCUAUGGACGUUUAAAAAAGCUUCAGUAAAGCGCUUCAUACAAAAAUAAGCGCAGAAAUUGCAUAUCUUUGUGCGUGCACGCCUUCUUUCUACUUUUACGCGUUAAAGCAAUUCCAAUGUGUACACUAAAAACUUUUGACUUUAAUCCUACUUUUAUGUAUAUUUUUUAAUAGAAACUUCCUUGUACGUACAAUAUACUUAUUUACAAUUUAGCGCUUGUGUAACAUAUGUGUUUCUAUAAGAAAAUCCUUUUGUACUUAGUCCUACUUUUAUAUGCACAUAAAUGUAUAUAUGUAUGUAGUUAUAUGAACUUUUUAGGUUAUAUAGAAUUACUAGUUUCUUUGUGUAGAAUAUUAACGCGUGCCUUUUGUGUAUUUAGCUCAUGUAAACACUCAAUCAACAACCUAUUUCUUAAUCGUUAAAUUAUUUAAGUUACUGAAAUUUUUGUUAAAAAUAAAUAGUUUAUAUAUUAUUUGUUUAUCUUAAG
Messenger RNA from Bactrocera latifrons, 3232 nucleotides. RefSeq names its product Krueppel-like factor luna. Bases 236 to 2365 code for a protein of 709 amino acids. Gene Ontology annotation, cellular component: nucleus. NCBI's taxonomy places the organism in Eukaryota, Metazoa, Arthropoda, Insecta, Diptera, Tephritidae. Gene Ontology annotation, biological process: regulation of transcription by RNA polymerase II. The transcript is spliced from 2 exons. The record is from RefSeq and is a predicted model, not a curated record. Gene Ontology annotation, molecular function: RNA polymerase II cis-regulatory region sequence-specific DNA binding; DNA-binding transcription activator activity, RNA polymerase II-specific.